Messenger RNA from Chilo suppressalis (striped riceborer), 651 nucleotides. NCBI's taxonomy places the organism in Eukaryota, Metazoa, Arthropoda, Insecta, Lepidoptera, Crambidae. The record is from the annotation of a GenBank genome assembly.
AUGGAAGAUACAGAACUAAAUUCUUCAGAACUCGGUACACAUGCAUAUUGGCAACAGGCAUACUCAAAAGAAAUAGCCAACUUUGAAGACCAUGGUGACACUGGAGACGUGUGGUUCGGUGAAGAUAGUGCUUGCAGAGUUAUAAACUGGAUAUGUGACUGCGGGAUUGAUAAAAAUACCUCUGUCCUAGACUUAGGCUGCGGUAAUGGCUACACACUUACUGAACUCGCUAAAGAAGGUUACACAGACUUAAUAGGAGUGGAUUACUGCGAAGAAGCUAUAACUUUGGCUGAAAAGGUCUCUAAAAAAGAUUUCCCUUUCAUUAAGUAUAAGGUUUUCGAUAUUAUAAAUGAUAGUGUGAGUGACCUUGGUUGUAGAUUUGGCCUAUUACAUGAUAAAGGAACAUACGAUGCUAUUGGCCUGAACCCAGAUAGACCAAAAGAAAAUAGGUUAAAAUAUAUUGACCAAGUCUAUAAUAUGUUGGAUAGUAAUGGGUUAUUUGUUAUAACAUCAUGUAAUUGGACAGAUGAAGAGUUAAUAAAGCAGUUCUCUGAAAAGCUGAAACUCAAAUGUGUGAUACCCACACCUCAAUUUAAAUUUGGCGGAAAAGUUGGCAGUGUAGUUUCAUCUGUUGUGUUUGUUAAGAAAUAA